AUGUUGUCCUUAAGAUGGCUGAACGCUGUCCUCCACGAAUACCAUAUCAUCGACCGCCCAGUCACAGUAUCUGAUACCUACCAGCACCGUGAACAAGAUCAGAGUGACACAGCAAGUCUCCCAGAGAAUCCUACUGCUACUGCUGCUGCUACUGCAACCACUGAAUAUGAACCUUCAAAAUCAGCCACGAUCAAGAGAAAAAUACCCCCAACAACCUCACAUCUAACGGCCACGCAGCAAAAGCGCCUGAAACUAGACCUCACAUUCGAAGACAGACGCCACAGAAUCACCAAGCACAAGGUCUAUCACCACGAGCUCGAGGUCGGCUUCUACGGAGAUCUUAUCUCGUUGCACUACGAGGAUGCAAUCGCAACCGCACAGUAUGCCCAUACCGUCCCCCUAACUGACGGCAAGUGCCAUUUCCACAACUUCUGGGUCGACGCAAGUGGGAGUCACGGCUCCGCUGGUGCGGCGAUUGCAUACAAGGACCCCUACUACAGCGGAGAGUGGAUGGAUCGGGGAUAUGCGAUCACAGACCUGAAGGAUAAGAAGCGGGUCGAUAUGUCGGAGUUGUUUGCGAUUGGGGCUGCAUUGAGGCUUGCGCUGAUACGGAUCGGGAAGAGGGUUGCUGUUGCGAAGGGGAUAGAGGAACAUGCCGUUACUGUGUUUUCGGAUUCGAUGCGUGCGUUGAGAAUGAUUCGGUGGUGGGCGAAUUGGUGGUCUGAGGGUGAGGUCGAUAGGUCGGCGUUUGGGGCGAUUGCGGGGGAUGUUUGUGGGCUUUCGAGGCAGCUGUUUGAGUUGGGGGUUAAGGUGAGGGUUUAUUGGGUGCCGGCGCAUGGUGAGGCUUGUAUUGUUGGGCAUAAGCGGGCUGAUGUGCUGUCGAGGGCGGCGGCGAGGCAUGUUAAGCUGCUUGAGCAGCGGGAUGCGAGGUAUAGUGCUGAUGGGGUUGUUCAGUUGGUUGAAUCGAGGUUCUUGAAGACUUCAUCUGCUUAUGAGUGCGAUUCGUUGUGA
Aspergillus pseudotamarii is the source of this 1011-nucleotide messenger RNA. Its product is annotated as ribonuclease H family protein. The record is from RefSeq and is a predicted model, not a curated record. The transcript has a single exon. Gene Ontology annotation, molecular function: nucleic acid binding; RNA-DNA hybrid ribonuclease activity. Lineage: Eukaryota; Fungi; Ascomycota; Eurotiomycetes; Eurotiales; Aspergillaceae. Bases 1 to 1011 code for a protein of 336 amino acids.